UGGAUGUAUGGUAUGUGACACGUUCUGGGCGGUGCUUUAUUGGAAAUAUACAUAUAUAAUCUACUCUCUACUGAUUGUUAGACCAACUUAACGCUGUACAUUAACCAAGCAGGCAGGAGAGAAAACUUGUUUUGAAAGUGACGAUGUCGAAUAUUAUACAUGUUCCGUAUCCAGGUGAGACCAGCUGUCAAGGUUUAUGUGGUCUUAAGAUAUAUAAUCCUGACAUACCAUUUGGUCGGAACAUAGGAAGUUUUUAUCCCGGAAAAAUGUUGUUCAUCAACGGAACACCAAAUCCCGACUGCCCAAGAUUUUCCAUCAAUUUAAAAAGCGGAAAAGAGAAUGCUUUCCACUUUGACGUUCGUUUUAAUUUUGAUAAUGAUUCAAACGUCAUUAUACGGAAUGCAAAAAUCGACGGGAAGUUUGGCGAAGCUGAGAAGACCUUGAGUUGCCCAUUCCCGUUUGCCCCUGGGAAGGCUUUUGAACUUGUUCUUCUUGUUGACCAAUCCGGUUACAAGGUUGCUGUUAAUAAUCAGCAUAUUCUGGAGUUCAGUCAUCGAUUCCCAAUGGAAAAUGUUAACUUACUGCGUGUCCGAGGAGAUGUGAAAAUUUCAUUGAUAAGAAUUCAAGGAUGAAACUUUAUUUAUAUGAUGACCAUUUUAUAUCAUCGUUGACUAUAUGUAUACCGUAUUUUUAUUUGUGGUUGUAACAAUCAAAUUGUGCGUUAUAUUUGGGUGAAUAUUGUAAUUUUUUAACAUAAAUGUUUCUAGGGUUAAUAUGAAUUCAUAUCAUAUCAUUAGUUUGAACUUUUUAUGAAUUCAAAAGAAUUACAUUAUAUUGGGCGAGAACAUUUCUGGUUAUCUUUCUCUUUUGUAUAUAUCUAAAUCUAAAAUGUUUGCAUAUCAUUUAUUUGAAAUUUUUACGGAUUCAAAAGAAUAACAUUAUAUUGGGCAAGGACAUUUUUGGUAAUCAUUCUCUUUUUGUAUAAGAUCAUGCUCACAUAACUCGUCAUUCACUUUACCACAAAUAUUUCUAUAAUGUCAUGUAAAUAUAUUUGUAUACUCGUAGUAUCAUUUGAAAUAAAGCCUUUGAAACUUUAAAUAA
Messenger RNA from Ruditapes philippinarum (Manila clam), 1101 nucleotides. Its product is annotated as galectin-5-like. NCBI's taxonomy places the organism in Eukaryota, Metazoa, Mollusca, Bivalvia, Venerida, Veneridae. The coding region runs from base 144 to 632 and encodes 162 amino acids. The record is from RefSeq and is a predicted model, not a curated record. Gene Ontology annotation, molecular function: carbohydrate binding. The transcript has 5 exons.